AUGCAGAGGCCAUCCAACGAGCCAUUACUGUCCUCCUCAAUGUCUUCUUGGGACUGCAUGUUGCCGGGUCCUCCUUCCAAGAACAAUGGCGGAGCAGCCGACCUCUCCGCUGGCGGCCUCCUCGCUUACGCCGCCGGAAGCUCCUUAUGCAUAGUGGAUAUUAAUUCUAUGCAACUUGUAUUUACCUUUCCUCUACCUCCUCACCCUUCCUCCGCUGGCACCAACGCCGCCGCUUCGCUGUCUCCCUUCAUCACUGCAGUCCGGUGGUCCCCUCUUCCACUCCCGCAUCACCUGUUAGAAAAUUCGUCGUCCCAUUUACUUCUUUCCGUCGGUGAUCGCCAUGGCCGCAUCUCUCUCAUCGACUUUCGCUUGAAAUCUACCCUUCUGCACUUUGAUACUAGUAAUUCAAGUUCCUCCAAAUUGGGCAUUCAAGAUCUUUGCUGGAUCCAGGUCCGACCCGACUCCUGGGCUCUCGGUGUUAUCUCUGGAUCCUCGUUGCUCUCUCUUUACAAUACUACCACGGGCCGCUGCUUCUUCAAAUACGACGCCUCGCCGGAAUAUUUUGCAUGUCUCCGUCGGGACCCAUUUGAUGCCCGUCGUUUCUGCGCAUUGGGCCUCAAGGGCUUUUUGCUAUCGGUGAAAUUACUUGGGGACUCCGAGAAUGAUGUCAUUUUGCAGGAGCUUCAAAUUCGUGCUGAUACAUCCGAAUUGCAGAGACUGGAGAGGGAUUCUAGUGGUAGUAGCACUAAUAAUGGGGCACCAGCUCUGGCUGUAUUCCCAAACUAUGUGGUGAAAUUCACGUUUUCACCACACUGGAAGCAUGUGAUAUUCGUGGGUUUUCCUAGGGAGCUGGUGGUGUUUGACUUGCAGUAUCAAUCGGUAUUGUCCUCAGCAGGGUUGCCAAGAGGGUGUGGCAAGUUUUUGGAGGUUUUGCCGGAUGCAAAUACUGAGGUACUAUACUGUGCUCAUUUGGAUGGGAAGCUCAGUACUUGGCGGAGGAAAGAAGGAGAGCAGGUGCACAUGAUGUGCUUGAUGGAAGAAUUGAUACCCUCUAUUGGCACAACUGUACCUUCUCCCUCAGUUCUUGCAGUCGCUAUCUCCCAGUCAGAUUCCACACUCCAAAGUAUUCGCAAGCUUUGUUCUGAUGCUUCUUCAAUUGAUUUGGACUUUGAUAACCCUUUUGAUUUUCGUGAAGAAUCUCGUAUCAUUUCUAAGACACAUUUAAUAUCCAUUUCUGAUGAUGGAAAAAUAUGGAAAUGGCUCCUGACUGCUGAAGGAUCUGGAGAUGCUCAGAAGGAUAUAGCACAAAAAGACAAAGUUACUGAAGUCGGUAAAGUUCCAGUGCCAGAAUCUGAAUCUUCGACGGAAGUUAUGUCUACUAAUGAUCCUAUACUGGAUGCUAUAACCCAGUCAGAUGAGACAUAUAGCAAUUAUAAUCACCACUCAAGUCCUGCUAGCAUCCAGGAAGAAGUAUCAUUUAAGACAAGUCUAGUUGGACAGCUGCAUCUUCUCUCAUCAACAGUGACCAUGCUGGCUGUGCCAUCCCCUUCUUUAACUGCUACGUUGGCUCGUGGAGGAAACUCUCCAGCUGUAGCCGUUCCAUUAGUUGCUUUGGGAACUCAAAGUGGGAUGAUUGAUGUCAUUGACAUCUCCGCAAAUGCUGUUGCUUCAAGUUUUUCUGUUCAUAGCAGUGUGGUACGAGGGUUACGAUGGCUAGGAAAUUCGAGACUGGUGUCAUUUUCUUACACACAGGGGAGUGAGAAAACAGGAGGCUAUAUCAAUAGGCUUGUAGUGACCUGUCUUAGAAGUGGACUUAAUCGAACAUUUCGAGUUCUACAAAAGCCAGAGCGGGCACCAAUAAGAGCCUUGAGAGCUUCAUCUUCCGGAAGGUAUCUUUUAAUUUUAUUCCGGGAUGCACCUGUUGAGGUUUGGGCAAUGACCAAGACUCCAAUUAUGCUAAGAUCAUUAGCUCUUCCUUUCACUGUUCUUGAAUGGACACUACCAACAGUUCCCCGUCCAGCACAAAAUAAAGUUUCUAAGAGCUCAUCAUUUUUAUCCAGAGAUCAUGCACCGACCAGGACCUCUUCCCCAACAAAGGCAUCUUCAACAGAUUCCAAGGAAGCAGGAGGUGAUGGAUCUCAAGAAGAAUUUUCAGAAAGUUUUGCAUUUGCAUUAGUAAAUGGUGCACUUGGAGUUUUUGAGGUUCAUGGACGAAGGAUUCGAGACUUCAAACCAAAGUGGCCAUCAUCUUCAUUUGUUUCCUCUGAUGGAUUAAUUACGGCCAUGGCUUAUCGUCUGCCUCAUGUUGUUAUGGGAGACAGAUCAGGGAACAUACGCUGGUGGGAUGUUACUACUGGGCAAUCAUCCUCAUUUAACACUCACAGGGAAGGUGUUAGGAGAAUCAAGUUCUCACCAGUUGUUCCAGGAGAUCGUAGCCGUGGACGUAUUGCUGUUUUAUUUUAUGACAACACAUUCUCUGUUUUUGAUCUUGAUUCAUCAGAUCCAUUGGUCAAUGCCCUCUUACAACCGCAAUUUCCUGGAACGCUUGUUCUUGAGCUUGACUGGUUGCCUUUGCGAACAGAGAAGAAUGAUCCACUGGUGUUGUGCAUUGCUGGAGCUGAUAGUAGCUUUCGUCUCAUUGAAGUGAAUGUAAGUGACCAGAAAAUGGGCUUCAUUCCUCAAGCUCGAUCGGUUAAGGAAAGGUUCCGACCGCUGCCUUUGUCCUCCCCAAUAUUGCUGCCUACACCACAUGCACUGGCAUUGCGGAUGAUUUUACAGAUAGGUGUGAAGCCCAUGUGGUUUAAUACAUUCAGUACAACCAUGAACAAGACACAUUCACAUAUUCCUGGAACUCCAUCAUCUGGAGAUCUUCGCAGUUAUAUGCUUGAUUCACCACGUGUUGGUGACUCUGCAGUUCUGGAGAUGCUUCUUAAAGUAUUAGAGCCUUACCGUGAAGAAGGCUGCCUUCUUGAUGACCAGAGAGUGAGACUCUAUGCUAGUCUUGUCAACAAAGGUUUUGCAGCAAGGUUAGCAUUUUCAGCUGCAGUUUUUGGUGAAUCCAUGGAAGCACUUUUCUGGCUUCAAUUACCUCAGGCUCUUAAGCACAUGAUACAUAAAUUGGUUAACAAGUCACAGAAAGGCCCGCAGCCAGCUGUAACUCCAGAGAUUGAUGAGGCAUCCAUGUUGAGUAGAAUCUCUUCAAAAGGAAAAUCAAUGCCUGGAGGAGGGAAAAAGAAUCCAUUGGGUAACGGCCAACUUAGGUUAAUGGCUUUUGAACAAGCGGAAUUAUGGGAGUGUGCUAGUGAACGCAUUCCUUGGCAUGAAAAAUUGGAGAGUGAAGAGGCAAUUCAGAACCAUAUACAUGAACUUGUGUCAGUUGGGAACUUGGAGGGUGCUAUUAGUUUACUGCUCUCUACUCCUCCAGAGAGCUCUUACUUCUAUGCCAAUGCUCUGCAAGCUGUGGCUCUAUCAUCUGCAGUGUCAAAAUCUCUACUUGAACUUUCUGUCAAGGUGGUUGCAGCAAAUAUGGUUAGAACUGACCGGUCAUUGUCUGGCACGCACCUGCUUUGUGCUGUUGGGAGGUAUCAAGAAGCUUGUUCUCAGCUGCAAGAUGCUGGCUGUUGGACCGAUGCUGCAACUCUAGCUGCAACACAUUUGAAAGGGUCUGAUUAUGCAAGGGUUUUGCAGAGGUGGGCUGAACACGUCCAUCACGCUGAACAUAACAUUUGGAGGGCUCUGAUCUUGUACGUUGCUGCUGGUGCACUGCAGGAGGCACUGGCAGCCCUUCGUGAGGCACAGCUACCAGACACGGCAGCCAUGUUCAUAUUUGCUUGCCAUGAAAUCCUUGAUGAAUUUCUAUCCAUCCCGGAUUUUGAUGAAUCUGAUUCUUCAACAAAGAGUAAUAAGCUCGACUUACCUGGGCUGAACCCGGAGAAUGAAGAUGUUAUUGCAGUUGGUGAAUAUUAUGGACAGUAUCAAAGGAAAUUAGUACAUCUGUGCAUGGACUCUCAGCCGUACUCCGACUGA
This is a messenger RNA of Fraxinus pennsylvanica, 4026 nucleotides long. The record is from the annotation of a GenBank genome assembly. NCBI's taxonomy places the organism in Eukaryota, Viridiplantae, Streptophyta, Magnoliopsida, Lamiales, Oleaceae.